Lathyrus sativus (Indian pea) is the source of this 354-nucleotide messenger RNA. NCBI's taxonomy places the organism in Eukaryota, Viridiplantae, Streptophyta, Magnoliopsida, Fabales, Fabaceae. The record is from the annotation of a GenBank genome assembly.
AUGAACAUGGAGAAACGAAUUUCUGCCAUUGAUCUUAAUCAACCAAAACAAGCUGAACUCCAAGAAGAAUAUAACUUUGAGGUUGAGCCAGCAUCAGUGGAGACAAGAAACACAAGCUUGAGCGGUUUGACAAUUAAACCUGAAAACAUAGAAAAUGGUGUAAGAUUUUCAGCUUCAUUACCAUCAAAUGUGUCUUCAGUAUUGGAUUCUGAUCUUGGUGGGACUGCAAAAGAUGAGCUACCAUCAAUGAUUCUCAUGGGAUGUUCUACUUGUCUCAUGUAUGUGAUGGUUGUCAAGGCUGACCCUAAAUGUCCAAAAUGUAAAAAUCAAAUGAUGAAUGUUGGUAUAUUUUGA